UUAUUUUUCCUUUAGAAAACGUGAGAAUACCCCCUGUGAAAUUGAACUAAGCUUUUCAAGGAGUUCAGCGAGAAUGACAAGGUUCCUGCCUCGUGCAGCGCGAUUAGCGCUGGCCUUCUCAGUCUGUUUGUCGGUCAUCGAAGCCCAACGUGGAGGAAGCGGCGGCGGGUUUCGUCCCGGAUCCGGCGGCUCUCACGGCGGUGUCGGUGGUGGCGUCGGCAGUCAUGGAGGCGGCGGAGGCUUUGGUGGUGGCGGUAGUCACGGAGGCGUAGGCGGAGGCUUUGGUGGUGGCGGCAGUCACGGAGGCGGAGGCUUUGGUGUUGGCGGCAGCCCGGGAGGCGUAGGCGGAGGCUUCGGUGGCGGUCAUGGAGCCGGCAGUCAUGGAGGCGGCAGUCAUGGAGGCGUAGGCGGUGGUUUCGGCGGCAGUGGCGGAGGAUUCAGGCCCGGUGGAAACUUGAAUGGCGGAGGAAUCGGUGGUGGAUUCAACCCCGGCGUCGGGGUUAUCGCAGUCCUCGCCAAUAAUUUAUUGGUACAGCAUUAA
Messenger RNA from Notodromas monacha, 541 nucleotides. NCBI's taxonomy places the organism in Eukaryota, Metazoa, Arthropoda, Ostracoda, Podocopida, Cyprididae. The record is from the annotation of a GenBank genome assembly.